This is a messenger RNA of Biomphalaria glabrata, 6298 nucleotides long. Its product is annotated as synaptic vesicular amine transporter-like. Gene Ontology annotation, biological process: xenobiotic transport; aminergic neurotransmitter loading into synaptic vesicle; transmembrane transport. Gene Ontology annotation, cellular component: terminal bouton; synaptic vesicle membrane. Gene Ontology annotation, molecular function: serotonin:sodium:chloride symporter activity; xenobiotic transmembrane transporter activity. The transcript is spliced from 17 exons. NCBI's taxonomy places the organism in Eukaryota, Metazoa, Mollusca, Gastropoda, Planorbidae. The record is from RefSeq and is a predicted model, not a curated record. The coding region runs from base 368 to 1972 and encodes 534 amino acids.
UUCGGAACGUUGGCCGAGAGUCGCCACAACCGCUCACGAGCGUCACUCUCGCGUGCUUCUACAGGCCUGCAGUACUCACUGUGUUUCUGGACCGUCAGAGACCAUAAGAAAUGAAAUCUCUUCGUAAGAGUCUGUUUACUGAGCUUAAUUCUAGUCGUUAAGACUUCUGUCUGAAGACUGAUUCAAUCUCCUCUCACGGAACGCGGUUGGUGUCAGAUGUCACAGGACUCACUGUGCCAAGGUCAACUUAAGGUGACCAGAAGUAUUAGAAUUUUACGCGGUGCCGUGCAUCGGACACAAAUCAACACUUUGCAGAGCAAGUGAAGCGUGCCUACAGUAACAACUGCCGCAGUUACGUCUGCUCGAGAUGACGUCGUGCAAGCCUUACGAUCUGCUCCAAAAGUUCCGGCAUUCCAGGAAACUGGUUUUGGUCAUUGUUUUCGUGGCCCUGUUCCUGGACAACAUGUUGCUGACUGUAGUAGUUCCCAUUGUGCCCAACUUUCUUCGGAAACUUGAGAACCCUUACACUGUCGUAAACAGAACCAAGAUGGAGUUAGGCAUCACCGAGGCGCCUACCUUUGAGGUCCGUUGUAGAAACUUUACUUCCUUGCCUAGAAUCAACGCCACGGGCUAUUUCGGGAGUAGUGGCUACAUCAUGGAGAACAUCAAGGACGCCCCAAGGUACUAUGCGCACGCCUUUGGGCGCCUGGACGCCAGGGAAGUAUGCUACAACGAGACAGUGUGGCACAACCUUUCUGCUGUGUAUGUCACGGUGACCGAACGAUCCCCAAGGAAGGCCGACCUGGACGCUGAGAAUAUAGAAGUGGGAUUCAUGUUCGCCUCGAAGGCUAUCAUGCAGCUCAUCGCCAACCCGUUUAUAGGACCGGUCACUAACAGAGUUGGAUAUACAAUACCUAUGUUCGUUGGAUUUUUCAUAAUGAUGGUGUCCACUAUAAUCUUUGCCUUUGGUGAGACCUACGCAGUUCUGUUUGUAGCUCGGACCGUACAAGGAAUCGGGUCGUCGUGUUCCAGUGUAGCAGGUAUGGGAAUGAUCGCUUCAUAUUAUCCGGAUGACAAAGAAAGAGGAAACGCAAUGGGUAUAGCUUUAGGAGGUCUUGCUCUGGGAGUCUUGGUUGGGCCCCCAUUUGGGGGUGUUAUGUAUGAAUUCGCCGGCAAAGAGGCCCCAUUCCUCAUUCUGGCAGCGCUGGCAUUUUUUGAUGGCUGCCUACAGCUUCUAGCCCUCCAGCCUUCAGUAAAACCAGAGUCCCAGGAAGGAACAGCCUUCAAGGAGCUGCUCCGUGACCCUUACAUUCUGUUAUGCGCAGGAUCUAUCACGUUUGGUAACAUGGGCAUAGCCAUGAUGGAACCGUCUCUACCCAUCUGGAUGUACAAGACCAUGCACUCCUCUGAGUGGCAGCAAGGAAUCGCUUUUCUACCUGCCAGCAUUUCCUACGCAAUCGGCACAAACCUGUUUGGACCUCUGGCUCACAAGAUGGGAAGAUGGCUGAGCGCAAUGAUUGGAAUGUUGAUCAUCUCAAUUUGUUGCUUUGCAUUGCCAUUUUCCAAGAACAUUGGUCAUCUGAUAGCACCAAACUUUGGCAUGGGUUUUGCGAUAGGUAUGGUCGAUUCAGCAAUGAUGCCACAUAUGGGCUACCUGGUAGAUCUACGUCACGUGUCUGUCUACGGGAGUGUCUACGCCAUCGCUGACGUGGCUUUUUGCCUGGGCUUCGCCAUCGGUCCUUCACUAAGUGGAACUAUAGUGUCUAGUAUAGGAUUCCAUUGGAUGCUUUGGAUUAUCGCAAUAGUCAACUUGAUUUACGCCCCUUUGUUAUAUUUCUUGAGGAAUCCACCAGCCAGGGAAGAGAAAAUGAGUUUGAUUAUGAGUGAACAAUGUCCAGUCAAAUACGUGACGUACAAUCAGAGUGGACAGAGUCCACAGUCUGAGGAAGAGUACGAUUACUACGAACAGUGAGGAACCCCCACAAAGCCUCCCGACAAGUGAAGAAACCUGGCCUUAAGAUUGCUCCCUUCACAAACUGAGCCGUAGACCAGGCGAAACCCCGAAACCAGGCCUCAGUGUGCAACGCUCAUACGCCCAGCACAAACUGGACAGUCCGUUGUAAUUCCAGAGAUAGUAAACAUUUCUUUGUGUUUGAUUUCUUCAUAAACUCAACAAAUGCUAUUUGACAUCUCUGUGUUCACACAGUCAUAUUAGGUAGAGUUACUGCCCUUAGUUUAGUGUAGUAUAGUCUAGAAAGUUUGCUGGACUUCAGUUGUAUCAAACAAGCAAUACAAUCAAUCAACAUUUUUCCAUGAUCAACAGUCUUUCUAUUGUACUUUCUUUUUUUUUUUUUUUUGAUGCACACACUUCCACAUCCUAACACUUCCACAUCCUCGUACAGCUCUCUCUUACAACACAUCUUCUAUUUCUCCAUCACACAUCUUCUGUCCCAUUAAAUCACACAUCUUUUGUUCCAUUAAAUCACACAUAUUUUGUUCCAUUAAAUCAUACAUCUUUUGUUUCAUUAAAUCACACAUAUUUUGUUCCAUUAAAUCACACAUCUUUUGUUCCAUUAAAUCACACAUCUUUUGUUCCAUUAAAUCAUACAUCUUUUGUUCCAUUAAAUCACACCUUUUCUUCCAUUAAAUCAUAAAUCUUUUGUUCCAUUAAAUCACACACCUUUUGUUCCAUUAAAUCACACAUCUUUUGUUCCAUUAAAUCACACACCUUUUGUUCCAUUAAAUCACACAUCUUUUGUUCCAUUAAAUCAUACAUAUUUUGUUUCAUUAAAUCACACACCUUUUGUUCCAUUAAAUCACACAUCUUUUGUUCCAUUAAAUCACACAUCUUUUGUUCCAUUAAAUCACACACCUUUUGUUCCAUUAAAUCACACAUCUUUUGUUCCAUUAAAUCACACAUCUUUUGUUCCAUUAAAUCAUACAUCUUUUGUUCCAUUAAAUCACACCUUUUCUUCCAUUAAAUCAUAAAUCUUUUGUUCCAUUAAAUCACACACCUUUUGUUCCAUUAAAUCACACAUCUUUUGUUCCAUUAAAUCACACACCUUUUGUUCCAUUAAAUCACACAUCUUUUGUUCCAUUAAAUCAUACAUAUUUUGUUUCAUUAAAUCACACACCUUUUGUUCCAUUAAAUCACACAUCUUUUGUUCCAUUAAAUCACACAUCUUUUGUUCCAUUAAAUCACACACCUUUUGUUCCAUUAAAUCACACAUAUUUUGUUUCAUUAAAUCACGCACCUUUUGUUCCAUUAAAUCACACAUCUUUUGUUCCAUUAAAUCACACAUAUUUUGUUCCAUUAAAUCAUACAUAUUUUGUUUCAUUAAAUCACACACCUUUUGUUUCAUUAAAUCACACAUCUUUUGUUCCAUUAAAUCACACAUCUUUUGUUCCAUUAAAUCACACAUCUUUUGUUCCAUUAAAUCACACAUCUUUUGUUCCAUUCAAUCACACAUCUUUUGUUCCAUUAAAUCACACAUCUUUUGUUCCAUUAAAUCACACAUCUUUUGUUCCAUUCAAUCACACAUCUUUUGUUCCAUUAAAUCACACAUCUUUUGUUCCAUUAAAUCACACAUCUUUUGUUCCAUUAAAUCACACAUCUUUGUUUCCAUUAAAUCACACAUCUUUUGUUCCAUUAAAUCACACAUCUUCUGUCUAAAUUAAUCACACAUCUUCUGUUUCAUUCAAUCACACAUCUUCUGUCUAAAUUAAUCACACAUCUUCAGACUCUCUUUCACUCAUCUUUAUUCUGUCUCUCUCGAUCACACAUCUUCAGACUCUCUUUCACUCAUCUUUAUUCUGUCUCUCUCGAUCACACAUCUUCAGACUCUCUUUCACUCAUCUUUAUUCUGUCUCUCUCGAUCACACAUCUUCAGACUCUCUUUCACUCAUCUUUAUUCUGUCUCUCUCGAUCACACAUCUUCUGUGUCUCUCCUUCAAUUCUUCUCCUGAAGUUUUUUGUUUUAUUCUCCCCAAUAAUUUUAUAUCAAUAAAAGAAAAAUCGAAGAUAGAGUGCUUGUGAGUGUACCAAACAUUCAUCUAUCAUGUGGAGUGACUGAUUAUUGAAAGCUUAUGAAGUGUUCAUAUGUUAUGAGUUAUCGAAAUUAUCAACAGGUAAAAAUGUCAUUUGAUAAGCUAUUUACCGUUGUUUUAUUUCUGUAAAAUUGUGAAUGAUUAGUGGAGAUAAAGCCUAACAUAGAUUUAGUCCAUUUUCGUCCCUAAAUGUAUUAAAAAUUGACGGGAGGCUAUGACUAGAGAAAAAAAUUGAUUUUUUAAAAGUUAAUUGUUAUGAAAAUGACUGAGCUGAGGAUUUCUGACUGAAUUGAGAAAGAGACUGACUUUAAAAGUCUGAUUGAUUUGAAAAUGGCUAAUUCAAUGUUUGAUGACUUACUGUUUUAAUUUCGUUUAUCUGUUUUGAAGACGGCUGUCUGAUAGAUUACUGCGUGUGACCGACUGUUCAAAGAUUGCCUGUUUUAAAGAUAACUUACUUCUGUAUUGAAGACGACUGUCUGAUAGCUAUCUGCGUGUGACUGACUGUUCAAAGAUUGCCUGUUUUAGAGAUAACUUACUUCUGUAUUGAAGACGACUGUCUGAUAGCUAUCUGCGUGUGACUGACUGCUCAAGGAUUGCCUGUUUUAGAGAUAACUUACUUCUGUAUUGAAGACGACUGUCUGAUAGCUAUCUGCGUGUGACUGACUGUUCAAAGAUUGCCUGUUUUAGAGAUAACUUACUUCUGUAUUGAAGACGACUGUCUGAUAGCUAUCUGCGUGUGACUGACUGCUCAAGGAUUGCCUGUUUUAGAGAUAACUUACUUCUGUAUUGAAGACGACUGUCUGAUAGCUAUCUGGGUGUGACUGACUGUUCAAAGAUUGCCUGUUUUAAAGAUAACUUACUUCUGUUUUGAAGACGACUGUCUGAUAGCUAUCUGCGUGUGACUGACUGUUCAAAUGUUGCCUGUUUUAAAGAUAACUUACUUCUGUUUUGAAGAUGACUGACUUAAUAGCAAAACCAAUAAAUGACUUUAUGCAAAUCAAAAUUGUAUGCAGCAGUGUUAUGUAGGCGUUUUUCUGUGUGUGUGUUUUGUGUGUGAAUGUGUAUAUCUUUGAGUGAAAUUAGGGAAUGAUUUGUAAUUAUUAUUGAUUUAUUUUACCUUUUUUUUUUUUUACAAUAACUAGCCUAAUGCUAACCCUAAGACAAUAACUAUAGACAGUAUCUUAAUACGCACUAACCUUCCACGGUGAACUGUCUGGUAAAAAAAAAUCCAUGUCCUUUUUUUAUUCUAAAAUUUAAUAUUAUUUCAAUAAAAAACAGAGAAAAAAGAUUCCUUGUAAGUGUACCAACCAUUAUAACUGUCAAUAACCUCGAAAAAAGGCUUUCUAUAGUAUAUAGGAGAUAUGUCAAAGCCAUGAAACAAGACUUUAUAUAGUUCUUGUUGAUGGUCGUUGACUUUUAGCACCAAACUGCUGGUAGACAACUAAACCGCCGUAUUCGUAUUGUAUUUUAACUUGUAAAAUUUGCAAUAACUUAAAUCGCUUACAUAACUUCUUUGUGAACAAUACUAAUUAUAGCUUUUAAUUUGAGAUAAAAUUAAAUAAAUGAAGUAGACUAUAGUGAUAAUAUAAAAUGGUAGUCUGAACAAAAUCUAACUCAUUGCAAAAACACGUCUUUUCACUCUGGCGUUCUGGAGUCGUCUGCCCUAUCUAAGACAGCGGACGACAUUGCCAACUAUCUUGCAUCAUUCACAACCAAUCGCUAACUUCUUCCCAUCGUCACCAUAGAAACACACACACACACACACACAAUCUAUUACAAUAUUAGACGGGAGACUUCCUUUUCAUAUGAAGUCCAUAUGUGUUUCUUUUGUAGAGUCACUAGUUUAAACAAAUAUAGAUAUAAUGUUGAGAAGAUGAUGUAUGCUAGCUCAAGAUGUUUGAGAAUAUGUGUGUGUGCGCGCGCGCGCGUGUGUGUGUGUGUGCGUGCGCGUGUGUGUGUGUGUGUGUUUGUGUGCGCAUGUGUUUGUGUGUGUGUGUGUGUGAAUGAGAAAGCGAGUAAGAAAUAUUCUGAGCAGUAAAUGAGAAGCACUUGUACAUCAACUUGACAUUUCGAAAAGAAUUUUCAUCUUAAUACAUCCACAUGUCAUUCAAAUGGCAUUCAAAUGACAACUGUUUUCAUUAUUGUACAUCAUGACAUCUAUUUCAAUGCCAACUGUUGUGUAUCUAGAACUUUAGUUCCGCCCUUUGGUUUCAUUCAUAUCAUUUAUUAAAAGUGUGUUGAUACAAUUUUA